Messenger RNA from Physcomitrium patens, 5750 nucleotides. Lineage: Eukaryota; Viridiplantae; Streptophyta; Bryopsida; Funariales; Funariaceae. The record is from RefSeq and is a predicted model, not a curated record.
CGACUCACCACCCAGCCGUGGUGCUUGGGUAACUUUCGAAUUGCCCAGCUAAUGACGGCAAGAAGAAUCCCUCAAAUUUCGUGUGUGUAUAAUUCGCAAGGUUUCGCACCCCAAUCAGUCUCUGAAUGGAGCUUGAUAUAAUUGUUCCCAUGCUUCCAGUGUAGGCUCGCAGUGAAGGAAAGUGUGUUGGGAGGUGUUUCUCUCAAUGGUGGGGUGCUUCUUGUGAGCUCGUUGAUUCCAUCGAAGAACCAGUUUAUACUUACCAGGUUUUCUGCAGUUGUGUUGGCUGGAGCCGCGUCGUAGCUCUGGGGGAGGAAAAGCUCCCCGGAGAGGCUUUUUUCGGGGGCGAUUCUGAAUCUACUUGGGAGGCUUUACUCUGUCGAUUGGAUUUGUAGCAUUCUGGGCAGGAGAUUAGUGGAAGCUGCUGGUUUGCGUCUGCCUGGCGGACUCUUUUUUUGUGAGCUAGGAGGAGAUUGUUGUCGGUAGCGUGUGGAGCAAGAGGAGCGAAUUUCUUAUGUGUAGUUGCAUGCAAUGGAAGCAGCGUUGAGGACGUGGAUGAGGAAGUCGAUCAUCUCAAAUCGGCUUUGUGGAAUCAGGUUUUGCGUCUUGUAUGAUGGUGUUGUGCGGCUGGUUGUGUGAUCUCUACCAGGUCAAAAAUCCUCGCCACAAUCAGGUCGGUAUUGGAGCCAGCUCCUUGCGCUUCGCAACCCCCCCCCCUCCCCUCAUCGAUGUAGUAUCUUCUCUACCUGUGGGAACGAAUGCAGCUGCGCUACGGAUCUGUUUAAUAAUACUAGCCGAAUCACUUGAGGUCGCUAACGAGAGACUCUGAAAUUUUGACCGAUACCUUUCAUAGAAUUAGGGUCACAGAUUGAGUAGAGAGUUGAGCACAAUGUGUAAUUCUCCUGCAUGCACCACCUCGGUGGGUCUCUCAAAUGCUGUCAGCGAUGCGUGCGCGAUACCAAAUGCCGCACCCAGCUCAAUAGCCCUGCCGCCCAAGGCAGAGAAAGAGGCGUCUCUGUACAACCCCAUGCUGCUCAUCGAGAAGGAAUCAGGACCCAAGCCGCAGAAGUACUCGGAGGUUGACAUAGAUGGCUUGCUUCGUGCAAUCAAGAACCCACCCGAAAGAAUUGUGGACUUAUACAUCCACUACUGCCCGCGCAUCAAGUCAGAGAGUGACAAUUGCUCGGUGUCGCUCACCCUUGCUGACGACAAAUUUGUCCGUCGGUUAUUAUAUCGAUUCGAUGGACCCGAUCGGAGUGAUGACUCCGACCACAAGGUGUUCUCAAGGGUCAUUAAGGGGCUUGUGGCCAGUCCUGCGGUUUCGUCUCUGACGCUGGAGAUUGAUUGUGUACCAUCCGAUAUGAUUGUGGCGGAACUUUGCACUGCAUUGCAGAAGAAUCGGACAUUGAAGAAGCUGAGUGUGUACAGCGACAAUCGGUUUCAGCAGGCGUUAAAUUCCGAGUGCGUGAAGCACAUCAUGGAGAUGUUCCUUGUUAAUACCGGGAUCGCGGAGCUUCAGUUGGGAUUGAUUGACGUUAGCAACCAUAUUGCGGAUAACAUAGCGCUCGCGUUGCGACGCAAUCGUUUCCUACUAGGACUCACUCUGUACGCGAGAAUCGAUGCUGAUGCAAUGGCGGUUUUGACGAAGCCGUUCUCCGGGGCGGAGCCAAACCAAACGCUCCAGAAGCUCGAGAUUAAGGGUUUCAAGUGUAAUGGUGCGCACGGCGAUGGUCAAAUUGGGAACAAAGGAGCAGAGCACAUAGCAACAGUGCUGUGCCGUAACUCUUCGCUGGAGGAAGUGGCUUUGAAAAACUGUGCAAUUGACUCUUCCGGCGUCCAGACGCUCGCUCUAGCCCUCAUGACAAACAAGAAUCUCAAGGUACUUGACCUGUCCUACAAUCCCAUAGAUGUGGAUGGUCUAAAGGACAUUGUGAAGACAAUUAGCAUGGAUCCGGCCACAAAGCAACAGCCCAAUACUUCUUUCCGGGAGAUCAUCAUCCGCCAUAGCUACAUCAAUAGAGCAGGAGCACCUAUUCUGGCAAAUAUGUUGGCGACGAACAAGACGCUCGUCAGAUUGGACCUUCAAUGCAGUGUCCGCCUCUGGCAACCAAAAGACGUGCUUAUGCUGUUACAUGCUCUAAAAAACAACCAGACUUUGAGAUUCCUUGACCUUAGAGGCUGCGAUGGCGUGGCCGGAGAGAAGGUUUUGGCCACUAUCCUGGACCUUCUGGUUACCAAUCCCUGGCUUGAACAAUUGGGUGUUGAGGGCACUCCUCUCUGUCGGAAGGGCCACGACGCUGUUAUCAAGGCCCAGUUGCGUAGAAACGCUGAGAAGUUCAUGGAAGUUUUCAAGGGAAUGGGAACCGUGACACCCACCUCCGCUAGAGUGUUCCUGUGCGGCGUUCCCUUGGCAGGUAAAACGACGUUCCGAAAAACAAUGGUGUGCGGGAACAUGAAAAGAACUUCCUCUUCCGUGCGUCUCAAAACCUCGGCUGCUUUCAAAGAAGCCAUCUCUAAUUCAAAAAUACUUCAAGCGGGAUCGAAGCAUUCGCUGACCGCCGGAAUUGAAGUGCAAACGAUUGUAGAAGACAAUGUACAGAUUUCAAUUUGGGAUCUUGCCGGUCAUGAAGAGUUCCACGCAUUCCACGACCUUGUCGUCCCCAAUUUGAGCUCUCAAGGAAGCGCAUGCACAUUCGUUCUUCUGUGCGAUAUUUCGACGCAGCAGGGGAAGAGCGGAAAAUUUGAGCUGAAAGACGAGAAGGUCGUGGACCUGGAGUUGCGCUACUGGCUCCGGUUCAUAGCGUCCAACACGCGCCAAUCCGUGCAUAUGCUGCCGAAUGUGACCGUCAUCUUCACGCACUCUGACAAGUUUCCUAAAGUCGACCUGAUUGGGCACUUCAAGCCGCAAGUGGAGAAGCUACGAGCUCAAUUCGCGCGGGUGAUCAACGUCACUGAAUUUCAUGUAGCGGAUGCCAGGUCAAGGAAAUCCAUUGACCCUGUGCAGAAGGCGAUACAGAAGCGGAUCGUGAGCAUCCUUGAUCGAGUGCCAAAGGUCUUUGACGCUUGCAGGCAAGUGCAAAUAAAGUUGGGUGAGUGGAAAAAUCAGCACCCGGACAAGCCACUCAUUCAGUGGUCCGAUUUCAGUGUCCUUUGUAGUAAGGUGCCCGCGCUGAAGCGUCUUCAAGGGCAGGACAUCAAGAUUGCAGAGGAGCGGGAGAAGGCUGUUGCGAGGGCCAUGCACGAUGCCGGGGAACUUCUCUUCUUCGACGGGCUAGACUUCAUGGUGGUCGACCCGAAUUGGUUCUGCCACGAGAUUAUGGGCAGGAUUCUUAACCUUAAUAGCUCCAUGGUAGUCCUCAAGCAGCCGCUCAUCGAUCAAAAGGGAUUCACCAAGCGGGAGCAUCUGAAGAAGGUGCUUGAAGCUUCCUUCUGCAAGAACAAGAACCCACACUUCAAAGGGCGCAGGGUCAAAGGCGUGGUUACCGAGGAUCUCGUGCAGCUGAUGGUGAAGCUGAACCUGUGUUUUGAACAGAACCCUGGCGACAAAACAUCUGGAGUCUACAUUCCCGCCGCGUUGCACAAACCUAGUGAAGAGGCUGCGAGAGGAGAAAGACCUCUCAGUUGGCCUUGCCGCUAUGGCCAGGUUUCUGAACACGAUCUGACACACGUCGGCUGGAGGUUGAAGUGCGAGAACCCGGAAUUGACGACCCUAACGCGUGGAUUCUUUCCCAGACUUCAAGUCUUCUUGCAGAGGAGAUUUGUCGGAGUGUCGGAUGCGUGCUACACAUUCGAGAAGGAUUUCAUCUCUUUUGUUUUCAGCGGGAUUGAGUUUCUUAUUGAGUACCAUGGGCCAGAUGAGUGUCUAUUGGACAUCCUCGUUAGAACCCCCAAAGAUAUUGUGCAGACGUGGGCUGCAGUAGACGAAAAUGUCCUUAAACCUACGCGAGAGUUUAGUGCUUCUCCUACGGAAGGGUGUCAAGGAGUUGUUUUGAUUGUUGAAAUCAUGCGACCGCAAUGUGUAAGGGAGCUGUGGAUGCGCAAGAAGAGGACUAAAGAUCAGUGCAUAGGAGUGGAAGAUUUGAAGCAGAAAGUACUAGCGUCUGGAAGCUUAGACUAUGAGUUUAUCUGGAAGAAGAAUAUGGAGGAGAGCCAUGGAUUGAAGGCUGACAGGGCAGAGGAUUUGCUCGGACCCGCGAACUGGGAAGAUGUGUUGAACAGAUAUCUCGAUGCUCUGGAGAGAAUCGAUACUGAGGUCUGUCGCAAGAGGUCGCUAAAAACGACGGACUCGAUUAGGAGCCCUAUGAAUCCUCUGACGCCACCUCCAUCACGCCGCAUUGGACGAGCUGUCUCUCUCCUGCCUCGCCCGGUGGAGAUGGCUGGACAACUCCUCGAAUCAAGAAUCAUUGACCGCAGGACGGAGAUCAACGUGUUUCAGAAGAAACUGUUCCCGGAAUUGUCACGUGAUAUCGACAAUGUCAUCGAUUUUCCACCUCUUUUGCAAGGUGCCAAAGUUCCGCAUCUCGUCUACCUCACCACGGGUGGGGAUUCUGUGAACAGCGAGCGUCUUGUCACAAGACUGACUCCAGGGUCCUACUCCCGAAAACUCCAUCUCAUGUGCGAGCACCGCGAUGGCAUUCAUAUGAUCGACACCCAAGUCGGCGGAAUCAUGCGCUGUGACGAGAAAUCGGUUCGCAGCGUCCGCCCACACAUGCUUUGGGGUUUGAAGCUCAUCUCUACCCUGUUGCGCAUCAGUGAGACGGCAGCUGGUGGGUUCUCUACAAUUAUCACCGAACCCCAACGCAUGCGCCUCAUGGGCAUCACUCCUGAUGAAGAAGCCACCGACGAGUGGCCUGAAGUGACGGGGCGGCUCUCCUUCACGGCGGAGGAGAUAAAUACAGCCGAGGACUGGCUAAUCUACUACAUGAAGGACAAGAACAUCCCCGCCCUAUUCGGACUCCACAAGGUCCGGUACCUCGACGACGGAAUGCCGUCGAAGCGCACCGCGUGGAUUUGCGACAGGCACAUGAAUCACUGCCUUCACCACGGCACAGUAGAAAUCUUGUAGGACAGACACAUGGGGCAGCCUUGGAAACUAUAUCAUGGAUGUUCCGCUAUUACUAUAACUCUUCCGAAUGCCUUGCGUUUUUAGUUUGCGCUGUGGAUACACUACUCAAGCAGAAGACGUGUCUUAGAAAAUAAGUUACACCCCCCCCCCCGGGCACGAUGUAGAGCAUAAGAAACAGCUACACCCAGGCUAUUGAUUUGACCUGCCUGUCUACUAGAUCUGCACCAGCUCAUGUCGAUCGAUAUCCUGAGCCGCCUUCUAAGAUUGAGACGAUUCCCUCGGUAACCGACAGAGCGCGAGAUUGCUAGUCCAAGGACAGAUGAGGUUACCGCAUAUUAAUAAAGCGGUGUGGGUUCAGACCGGAAUGGCUCAGCACUACGCUUUUGCAGCGUAACCCUGUAGUUUAUAUCUGUAAGUAUAUCAAGUAGUUAGCGUAAUUUGCAACGUCGUCAUUUUCGACGUGAUCUGUCUACACCUUUCGAUCACCGUCACCUUGUCGACAUCUGUGGCCAAAUUCUUAGCUGGCCAGUAUGAACGUGAGAAACUUGACUCGGUGAAUGCCUUUCCACUGGAUGUUUGGAAUCCACGGCACAACCCAAUAUCUUGGUUAUGCUUGAUAAUGUAGCAUAUGUAAACAGCGAUUUGUAAUAAAAAACUACAGUUGGAUAAUCUUUAUUUUAUUUUA